This is a messenger RNA of Paraphaeosphaeria sporulosa, 1876 nucleotides long. RefSeq names its product phenylalanyl-tRNA synthetase mitochondrial precursor. Bases 23 to 1495 code for a protein of 490 amino acids. NCBI's taxonomy places the organism in Eukaryota, Fungi, Ascomycota, Dothideomycetes, Pleosporales, Didymosphaeriaceae. Gene Ontology annotation, molecular function: tRNA binding; ATP binding; phenylalanine-tRNA ligase activity. The transcript has 3 exons. Gene Ontology annotation, cellular component: mitochondrion; cytoplasm. Gene Ontology annotation, biological process: phenylalanyl-tRNA aminoacylation. The record is from RefSeq and is a predicted model, not a curated record.
AAAGCUGGAAUUCCAUCCAAACAUGCGGAUACCACCGUUAUCGGCGGUCUUGUACCGUCAAUUGGGAGCACGAGCUAGCACAGGGGCCCACAGGUCGCAGUGGUCGCCAUGGGUGCGGUCGUGUCAACUGCGAUAUAAUUCUUCAGGCACCCCUCAAAAGGAAGUGACCGUCGAAGGCAAAACCUAUACGACCGACUCAUGGAUGAACACCCCCUCGACCAUCCUCUCCGCCAUCCCCCGCCGCCUCCACACCCAACCCGACCACCCCCUAACCAUUACCCGCCAACUUAUCGAGUCCCGUUUUCCAGGAUACCAGACUCAUAACAACCUAUUCCCCAUCGUCACUACGCACCAAAACUUCGAUUCCCUAGGUUUUCCCCCAGACCACGUGGGUCGGUCCAGGACUGAUACGUACUAUCUCAACGCCAGCACGGUGCUUCGCACGCACACUUCCGCUCACCAGGCAGAUACCUUCAGGAAAGACGAAGCAGAUGGGUUCCUCAUCAGCGCAGACGUGUACAGGAGGGAUGCCAUCGACCGAAGCCACUACCCCGUGUUCCACCAGAUGGAGGGCGCGCGGACCUGGGACCGGCGACUCGCCGAAAAGCAAGGCAAGACGCUCGCACAGCUCAUUUGGGACGACGUAGACAAGAUCCCUAAGCACUCCGUCGAAGUCUCCGACCCAAACCCCACCAUCCACCCCGAGCGCAACCCGCUCCAGGACGGCCACGCCGCCGACGAGACCGAGGCCAUCGCCGCGCACCUCAAGCGCUCCCUCGAGGACGUCGUCGUCGCCAUCUUCAACGCCGCGAGAUCUGCCACCACCGACGCUGCCGCCUCCGAAGAGCCGCUCAAGAUCCGCUGGGUCGAAGCCUACUUCCCCUUCACGUCGCCCUCGUGGGAGCUUGAGGUCUUCUGGCAGGGCGACUGGCUCGAGGUGCUCGGCAGCGGCAUCGUCCAGCAGUCCAUCCUCGACAAUGCGGGCGUCCCGCACCGCGUGGGUUGGGCUUUUGGCCUGGGCCUCGAGCGCAUCGCCAUGCUGCUCUACGGGAUCCCUGACAUCCGUCUCUUCUGGAGCACCGACGCGCGGUUCCUCGGGCAGUUCAGCGCUUCCGCAGCCCCCAAGCGGUUUACCCCGUUCAGCAAGUACCCCGCGUGCUUCAAGGACGUGUCCUUCUGGCUGCCAGCGCGUUCGUCGAGCAGCGCGGCGGGCGGCGCGAGUCCUCCUCCCACCGCCGCCGGUUCGACCGCAACCACGGGGGCGGGCUUCCACGAAAACGACGUCAUGGAGAUCGCGCGCGAGGUCUGCGGCGACGUCGUCGAGGACGUCCGGCUUACCGACGAGUUCGUGCAUCCCAAGACGGGCCGCAGGAGCAUGUGCUACCGCGUCAACUACCGCCACCUGGAGCGCACGCUCACCAACGACGAGGCCAACGACCUGCACGCGCGCUUCCGCCGCGAGCUCGUCGACAAGCUGGGCGUCGAGCUGCGGUAGCAUGCUUGCGGGAGUCUCCGCCUGCCACGCUGACAUCGCUGGCCUGGCAUGACAGUUCAAACUUGGUUGGAACAGCAACCCCGAUGCGGAUGCAGCAGAACCACCACCGCAGGCCACCGCACCGACUGCCACCCUAUCUAGUGCGCACGCGCUCGCUACACGGUGCCGCGUUGGGGAGGUGGGAAGCCGCAUCGCGGAGGAGGCGCCCAUUGCGGCUGGCGGGGUCGUGUUCUGCGCGCCGCAAGAGGCACUACCGAGCGAAGACGGUCAUCAUCAGGCCCAGGAGAGCUGUAGACUAAACCAGAUGCUUGUAGAUUAUGUACCAUAUCAUACGACUGUACUGUACUAAGAAUUGUACCUUUGGCACCAACCACAAUCCGA